AUGUCAUUAUUGUCGUUGUCGUUCGUACGCCGUACGUACGCCGUGAAGCCGUACAAUAAUAAUAAUUGUACUCAACCCAAAAAACAGUUGAAAUUAUCGGAAGUAGGAAAAACUGUGAAAAAUCUUAGUCAAACAGAAUUUGAAAAGUCUAACCUAGAACUCAUUAUAAACACUGUGUCACCUUUUUCUUUGUCACUUAACAUCGAAUAAAGUUCUUAUGUCUAGAAGAAGUUUGAUGAGAAAUGUAACCUCAUUGUCCAACGAUACGAUUCAACAACUGAAGACUGAAUUAGAAAAAAUUAAACAUUACUGCAGAUUGCUGGAGUAUUUUACGCAGGUAAAAUAUUAUUUUUAAUCAAUUAUUAAUUGUUAAUAUUAAUUAAUCAAAAAACUAAAUUUUUAAUUGUUAUUUAAUAAUAAUAUUCAACCUAUAUUUACAAAAUAAAUUUAUUGCAGAUCAUACAUGGGUUUCACAAUUCAUUGGAUGAACCCAAUUACAUUGGAACGUAAUUCCCGUGUACUUGCUUGUGGACGUAUGUUAGGGAGGCAUGCAUACGAUAAUAUAGCAGAAAUAAUUGAAAAAGUUCUUACAGAAAUUGACAUACAGUCUAAAACCACUCUAAUAGUCGCAGAUAACGCAGACAAUUUUGUAAAAGCUUUCAAGUAAGAUAUAUAUUUUAGAAUUGCCUAUUUGUAAUAGUUAUGAAUGUCAUGAUUUAUUAUAAUGUAUUUUAGCGAAUUCAUUAAGCCAUGAUCAUCGUACAUCAACGUUUUAAAUUUUAUUUAAAAUAUAUACAGUUUUGAUAAUCAGAUUUUAUUUCAUCUUUUUCAACAGUAUAAAAAAUGGUAGAAUUAAUUAAUCUCUAAACGCUGGUGUACGAUCAUAAUUUGUUUUUACUUUCUAUAAUAUAUACUAAUUGUAUAUAUUUAUAUAUUGUAAUAUUUUGUAAUAGUUAUUCAUUUUAUUUUUAUAAUUACAAUUAUUAUUACAAGUUUUUCAAUUUUAAAUGUAAUUAUUUUGAUCUCAGAGUGUUUGGUGUUAAUAACGAAAUUGACAAUAGUGGUUAUAAUACUGAAAUGCGUGGAAUUGAAAUUGAAGAAAAUGAUGAAAUAUUGAGAACCGUAAAUAUCACUGAAAUACUUGAUGGUCAAAUUGGUCAAAAUAUAAAUGAUAUAUUAGAUAUAAAAUUACUGAUACAUCAAAGACGUGCAGCGCACAUAUUGAAUUUAAUUGUAACAGUUGAUAUUCUAAGCAGCAAAAGAUGGUUCAUUCAAAGUACUUAG
Molecule: messenger RNA, 1284 nt
Organism: Cinara cedri
Lineage: Eukaryota; Metazoa; Arthropoda; Insecta; Hemiptera; Aphididae
Source: the annotation of a GenBank genome assembly